AGUUCAUAAACCGAAACGUCGAAGAGCGAGUUGUCUCGUGCUCUAAUGUCACGUGAUAGUUAAAAUGGCCGAUGAAAGAGAACCACCCCCAUUUGGCGAAGACGAAAACCAAAAAGAUGAAGACGACUUGUUUGCAGAAGCUAGUGAGAGCCAAGAAAAUGAAAGCACGCCAGAAUCAGAACCUCAAAAAGUGCCAAUAAAACCAGACGUUGAUUUAUUUGGAGAUGAUGAAGGAGAAGAUGUUGCGUUAGAAUCAGAUGAGGAACCCCCAAAGGAAGAGAGGGAAGACAAGAAUGAUAUAUUUGAGGACUCUAAGCCUGUGAUGGCUCCAGAGCCUGUCAUUACCCCUCCCGUCAAGGAGGAGACACCCAAAUUACCAGUCACUCAAAGCUCAACCGCAGUGGAACCAAAAGUGACCAGCAGAAAAAGUACUGAUCCUCCUGAACCAGAGAACGAGUACACUAUAUCCAUCAAAGUGGCAGAGCCUCACAAGGUGGGCGAUGGAAUGGGGGCCUACAUGGUGUACAAAGUCAUAACAAAGACAACCAUCCCUGCAUUUCGCCGAGCUGAGUUGUGUGUGACCAGGCGAUUCAGUGAUUUCUUGGGCCUCUACAGUAAACUCCAUGAGAAGCACAUCAAAACAGGAAUCAUUGUCCCCCCUGCUCCAGAGAAAAGUGUCUUAGGUAUGACAAAAGUGAAAAUGUCAAAAGAAGAAUCUAAUGCAGCUGAUUUCAUACAACGAAGAAGAGCAGCAUUAGAGAGGUACCUAAACAGAACAGCCACUCACCCAGUCUUGCAGAUUGAUCCCGAUUUCCGAGAAUUCUUGGAGAGAGAUGGAGACCUUCCUAAAGCAACAAAUACAUCAGCCCUGAGUGGAGCAGGAGUGCUAAGACUCUUCCACAAAAUGGGUGAUGCCGUAGAAAAAAUAGCCUUCAGAAUGGAUGAAUCUGAUGAGUGGUUUGAAGAGAAACAGAACCAGGUGGAGAGCCUGGAGACCCACCUGAGGCGGCUCCACACCAGCAUGGAGACCCUAACCCAGCACAGGAGAGAAUUGAGCAGUAUGACGGCUUUGUUUGCCAAGAGUGCUGCCAUGCUCGGGACAGCAGAGGAGCACACGGCUCUGUCUCGAGCUCUCUCACAGCUUGCUGAGACUGAGGAACGCAUAGAGACCGUUCACGCCGACCAAUCAGAUCACGACUUCUUCAUCAUGGCUGAGCUGUGCAAAGACUACGUGGCACUGUUGGGAGCUGUAAAGGAAGUGUUUCACGAGCGAGUGAAAUCUUACAAAUCUUGGAAGGAGGCGGAGGCAACUCUGACCAAAAAACGAGAAAAUAAAGUCAAACUAGAACUAGCACGCAAAAUGGACAAAAUUCCUCAAGCUGAAGAUGAGAUUUCAGAGUGGGUGAAUAAAGUGGAAAAAGGGAAGGACGAUUUUGAGAAAAUUUCCAAAGCCAUCAGGAAGGAGGUUGCCAGAUUUGAUAAAUAUAGAGUGGAAGAUUUCAAAGACAGUGUUGUAAAUUAUCUGGAGCAGCUAAUGGAGAACCAAAAAAGGAUAAUGAAGUGUUGGGAGGCGUUCUUACCGGAAGCCAAGGCCAUUGCUUAGAUUUAGUGGAUACCGGACUAUUUAACUUCUAUUAUAUUUGAAAUGCUUGAUGUUGCAACUGAGAUUACAUGAAUAGGAAGUUUGUGCAGUACAGGCUGGUAACUGUUAGAUGAGAUAGAUGGACUGCUAUGUGCAAUAAGACCACACUGGACUGACAGAGUGCCUCUCUGUUUGAUACUGAUUGGUGACCAUACUACAUACAUUCCACUGGUCAUUGACAGGCAGUGGCUUACUUUGUUCUAUAAAAACACAAAUUUUAUGUACAAUAAAUUAUUAUAUACUGGU
Molecule: messenger RNA, 1888 nt
Organism: Magallana angulata
Lineage: Eukaryota; Metazoa; Mollusca; Bivalvia; Ostreida; Ostreidae
Product: sorting nexin-2-like
Exons: 12
Coding region: 65-1603 (512 amino acids)
Biological process (GO): early endosome to Golgi transport
Cellular component (GO): endosome; endosome membrane
Molecular function (GO): phosphatidylinositol binding
Source: RefSeq, a predicted model, not a curated record